GAGUUGUGGUGGUUGCACGGUCGAGUCGGACAAACACGGCGCGGGCAUGAGAUGCACCAGAGGAUGUCGAACUCGGUUCGCAUUUCGCGUGCCUCUGCGAACCGGCGCAGAAGACGAGACACCCGGCGACAUGACAGCAAUUGGAUGAAAUGGGGCGCCUUUGAACGCGAGCUAGAGGACGGGCAUCGAUUUCGAACCACUCGAUCGACGACGCGCUGACCACCACGAACGUGGCCGUUUCGGCGACCCAUGGAACGAUAUCGCACCUUGAACCGGCAUUUGUUCUGGGUGGAGCUCGUCUUUGCAGCCAACUCGAGUGCGCGGCGAUUGUGUCGAGUGGAGUGGAAGCGAGCGAGCCGUAGCCAGUCGAUGGCGGAUGGAUGGCUGGGAAGGGGGGGUCGAAUUCCUCCAUGCGAUUGGUGGAGAUUUGAAACGUCCGUUCGAAUCGACCAAUCAUGUGCACCGGGGCAGGAUUACAAAUCGGCCUUGGCGAUGUUGCCCCGAUGGUGUUCAAAGGUAAAAUUCCAUGCGUCACGCGCGCGUUGUGUCGAUAUUUACAUCUGUCGAAGCAAGAGUUCGGCCAAGGGAUCCCGACCUCUGAGUCUAGGCAUCUGCGUCUAGGCAAUUCCUCGCGUUAAUACGGUAUCUUUGUCGACGCGCCUUGUGAAAUCGCCAUGUUGUGAUAGUAUUUGGAACUAAAAUUUUGAAGUGCU
Molecule: messenger RNA, 713 nt
Organism: Aphanomyces invadans
Lineage: Eukaryota; Oomycota; Saprolegniomycetes; Saprolegniales; Verrucalvaceae
Exons: 1
Coding region: 250-621 (123 amino acids)
Source: RefSeq, a predicted model, not a curated record